Molecule: messenger RNA, 1665 nt
Organism: Neohortaea acidophila
Lineage: Eukaryota; Fungi; Ascomycota; Dothideomycetes; Mycosphaerellales; Teratosphaeriaceae
Product: 26S proteasome subunit RPN7-domain-containing protein
Exons: 1
Coding region: 73-1629 (518 amino acids)
Biological process (GO): proteasome-mediated ubiquitin-dependent protein catabolic process
Cellular component (GO): proteasome regulatory particle
Source: RefSeq, a predicted model, not a curated record
UGAACGCCAUUUGCUACGAGAUCCGUCGUCGUUCCGUUUGCUCUUCCAUCUCCGCCCCAUCAGCCGUACAUCAUGGGUGAACCCCAGUACCUGAACUACCCUCCUCUGCCUCUGGCGCAAAGCGUCUUCACCCUCGUCUCCCCCUACGCCUCCGCCGAAUCCAAACAAACCUCUCUCACCACUCUUCAAGAUGGCAUCCGUGAGCACAAGAUGGCGCCUCUAUACGCCUACCUCGCACACCCCCAGACCGGAAAGCUCAAUCCGAGCGGAGAGGGGACGGCGUCGGCGGUGCUGUCUCCCGUCUUGAGCAGACAGAGCACCACCAACGCCCUGGGUACGCGCCCUUCACCGGAGCUCCUGCUGAGGAGAACGAGCAGUAUCAAUGCUCCUUCGAUCGUUGGCGUUCUGGGUGGGAAGACGGAUUCGAGCGUGGGGCUUCCGUGGGAUGAGAAGCUGUAUGAAGAGUUGAAGGCGGACAACGAAAAGGAGCUGGAGGCAAUUCAGAAAGAGGAGGAUCAGGCGGUGGAGAUUGAAGGAGAGACCGAGAUUCAGAAUGCGCAAGGCAAGCGUGCGGAGCUGUACGCCCGGAUCGGCGACAAAGACAAGGCGUUGGAGGAGUUUGAGAAGCUGUUCGACAAGACGAGCAUUCUCGGCAGCAAGAUCGACAUCGUCUUGGCCAUCAUCCGCAUUGCUCUCUUCUUCGACGACAAGCUACUGGUCAAGAAGAAUGUGGAUCGGGCAUCGAUGCUGGUGGAGAGUGGCGGCGAUUGGGACCGUCGGAACAGACUGAAAGCUUACCAGGGCAUUCAUCUCCUCACCAUCCGCGCCCACAAUCUCGCCGCCCCGCUGCUACUCGAUUCGCUGUCCACCUUCACCUCCACCGAACUUUGCCCGUACUCCUCUCUCGUUGUCUACGCCACCCUCGCCGGCUCCGUCAGCUUACGACGAGGAGAUUUCAAGAGCAAGGUUGUGGACGCUCCCGAAAUCCGCGCAGUCUUCGGCUCAGAGGCAGGUUCUGACCGGCUGGCUGCUCUCAGUGGAGGCGCAUCGUCCGGCGCAGGCGCAGCCGACGUAAAUGAUCAGGAGAUGGCCGACUCCACCGCCACUCCAAAACCCACGGCCGUCAAUCUGACCACUCUCGCGUCUGGCUCUGCAGACGCCGAAGCUCAAGCGAAAGCAGAGCCGCAAAUCGACUUCCGUCCGUUGGCCGCCAUGAUUCAAAGCCUUUACACCGGCACCUACAGCACAUUCUUCACCGCCCUCGCCAAAGUGGAAACGGACUUCCUCGCUGCAGACCGCUAUCUGUUCGAGCAUAAGAACUGGUUUGUGCGGGAAAUGCGGCUGCGCGCCUAUUCCCAACUCCUCCAAUCCUACAAGAUCGUCUCGCUCUCGUCCAUGGCCGACAGCUUCGGCGUGUCUGUGGACUGGUUGGACAAGGAUCUCGCGCCUUUCAUCGCGGGCAAGAGAUUGGCAUGCUCCAUCGAUCGGGUGCGGGGCGUGAUCGAGACGCAGAGAAGUGAUGGAAAGGAGAGGCAGUAUGCGGAUGUGGUGCAGAAGGGUGACCAGCUCAUUACGAAGCUGCAGAAGUACGGACAGGUGGUCAGGUUGAGAGGUAGCGAGAGGGGGUGAGGGCGACUGAGAAAGUCGGCCAAUUGUGUGCUUCAU